Molecule: messenger RNA, 1772 nt
Organism: Mercurialis annua (annual mercury)
Lineage: Eukaryota; Viridiplantae; Streptophyta; Magnoliopsida; Malpighiales; Euphorbiaceae
Product: cytochrome P450 71A1-like
Exons: 2
Coding region: 131-1687 (518 amino acids)
Molecular function (GO): monooxygenase activity; heme binding; iron ion binding
Source: RefSeq, a predicted model, not a curated record
UCGGUGGAAUGUAUAAUGUAGAUUCCUCUUUACAUUCAGCACCUUUUCUCAUCGGUACCGACAAAAAUAAAACAGCAGAUGCAGUUGUAUAAACACCCGGUGACCUAAACUCAGUUUGUCAUAAGGCAAAAUGAAUCUCCAAACUUCACUCCAAGAAUUCAGGCAAGAGCUAACAAAAAUAGCUCUGGUCAAUCCCUUCCUCGUAUCUUCUUUAAUCCUAUUCUCGCUCCUGCUUCUCUUCUAUAAAUCGAAAAGAAGCAGCAGCGAACUCAAUCUACCUCCAUCCCCACCAAAACUACCCGUAAUCGGAAACCUUCACCAGCUAGGUAAACUGCCUCACCGGCGUUUAAAAACUCUUUCAGAGAAGUAUGGCCCCGUAAUGCUUUUGCACAUGGGUCACGCGCAAACUCUUGUGCUUUCAACCAUAGAAAUGGUUAAAGAAAUCACAAAAAACCAUGAUCUCGCUUUUGCAGACCGGCCUUCUUCUACCGCUGUUGAUUUAAUAUUUAACGGGCGGCUUGACAUGGCAUUAGGCCGGCAAUCUGACCAGCAGAAAGAAGCAAAAAAGCAGUGUGUUGUUCAACUGUUGAGUCAUAAGAAGGUGCAGGAAUUUCACUUCAUAAGGGAAGAAGAAGUUGCAAAGAUUCUUGAUAAGCUACGCCUUUCAAGCGUGAACAGAGAGCCGAUCAAGGUCAAUGAUUUGUACAUAAGUAUUGCGCACAACAUAAUUUCAAGGUCAGCUUUCGGUUGUUUAUAUGAAAACGACGACGGUUUGCAUCAGAGCUUUGGGCAACUAGGAAGGAGAAUUACUAAACUUCUAUCAGCUUUCUGCUUCAAUGAUCUAUUUCCAUUCUUGGGAUGGAUGGAUCACCUGACUGGCUUGAUUGGAGAGCUGAAAAUGACUUCUAAAGAAUUGAGUCAGUUUUUUGAUCGAGUGAUCAAAGAACGUCAAGCUUUGAUGAAAGAUGAUGAUAAAGUUGACGAUAUGAAGUGUUUGGUCGAUGUUCUUCUAUAUCUACGGAAGAAAGGGCUUCAAUCUGAUCUUUCUCUCGAUAAUAUCAAAGGGAUUUUGAUGGACAUGUUCAUCGGCGGAACAGAUAGUUUAGCAGUAACAAUGGAAUGGAUGAUGGCAGAGCUGAUGAAGAAUCCAAGAAUAAUGAGGAAAGCUCAAGAAGAGAUAAGAAGAGUGGUCGGUAAUAAACCGAAAAUAACUCAGGCAGAUCUGGAUCAAAUGGAAUACUUUAAAUGCGUCGUAAAAGAAAACAUAAGGUACCAUGGUGCAGCACUGAUGCCUCGACAAACAUCAGGGGGUGUGAACUUUCAAGGCUAUGACAUUCCAGCAAACACCAGGGUACUGAUCAAUGCAUGGGCAAUUCAAAGGGACCCCAAUUUGUGGGAUAGGCCACAGGAAUUUCUUCCAGAAAGAUUUCUCAACUGUUCAGAUGAUUCUGAAAAUGCAGAACACAGACAUUUAAUGUUUUCUUUCGGUUUCGGAAGGAGGGCUUGCCCCGGAAUGUCAUUUGCAUAUGCAGAAAUUGAAUAUGUAAUGGCUAACCUGCUCUACUGGUUUGACUGGGAGUUGCCUGAUGGACAAAAAGGAGAGGACCUGGACAUGAGCGAGAAAUGGAUCUUUGUCAUUUAUAAAAAACUACCUCUUCAAGUUGUGCCACAGCCUUACUCUCCUUGAUUGUAUGGAAUGUAUAGAAGUAUGUAUUGAAAUAAAUCAUGUCCACCAAUUCAAUAAAUUCUAGAAAAUCGUGUCACCUUUAAAA